Molecule: messenger RNA, 594 nt
Organism: Eruca vesicaria subsp. sativa (arugula)
Lineage: Eukaryota; Viridiplantae; Streptophyta; Magnoliopsida; Brassicales; Brassicaceae
Source: the annotation of a GenBank genome assembly
AAAAACUCAAUUUUAGGGCUUGAUGAUGAGACAUAGUUUUGAGAUACUUGCGAGACAAGUUAUAGCGAUACCUCAACACUCGAUUCCUUAUAGCUUCCAUGUUCUUCCUCGUUUUUGCUCCUCCUCUUCUUCUGCUUCGCCAAGUUCAAAGCUAUUCAUUGGAGGAUUAUCUUACUCCGUUGACGAACAAAAUCUCAAAGACGCUUUCUCUUCCUUCGGGGAGGUCAACGAAGUUAGGAUUGCUUACGACAAGGGAACUGGGAGGUCAAGAGGGUUCGGUUUUGUUGAUUUUGCAGAGAAAGACGAUGCUCUGUCUGCAAAACACGCCAUGGAUGGGAAGGGAUUAUUGGGUCGGCCAUUGAGAAUAAGUUUUGCACUUGAGAGGGUGCGUGGUGGUCCUGUGGUUGUUCAACGUUUUGGGAAACCCAAGAGCGACAGAGAGUAGGUCCUUCAAGUGAUCUCCGCAACAGAGAUCUUUCAUGACUCUUGAACCAAAUGAUUGUUUGUAUAAAAUCAUGGUUGAGUCUUUUGUUUAGUUUUGUGGUGUAACUUCUAACAAUGGAUUAUAUGAUAUCAGAAAUUUUAGUGUGAAAG